AAAACUGUAGUUACCAUUCCAGAAAAUUUACUACUUUCCGAUUCAGAAAAAUCAGUUCUCAGCAAGGGCUUAAAUUUUGUUCCCAUAUCACAAAAAACCGACGAAUUUUCAGUUAAGCAAGACGUUGAAAAAUUCCUUCGCCGCGUUCAGUUGAAAGCCUUUUUUCAUGACAAAGAGGAUGAUUCUAACACCUCGAACAAAGAUGCUUUCGAAACACUCCAGAUUCGAAAGUCUAAAUGGACUCCCCCAGAGGGCCAGAGACGUCGCCACGAUAUCAACAAACUUAAAUUCAAUCGUAACACCAAAUUUUCCAAUCUUUCUUCGGAAGAGUGGUCGGCACUAAAAAGUCUAAAAAAACGCAAAGACAUUGUCAUUAAGGCGGCCGACAAAGGCGGUGCAGUCGUUGUUUGGCGGGCCGACCUCUAUCAAAAAGAAGCUUUGCGGCAACUUUCUGACACCUCCUUUUAUGCUAAAGUCGACAAAGAUCUCACUUUAAUUAACCAAAACAUUGUCAAAAAUACGAUUAACGAUCUUAUAGCUAAACAAGAAUUGCCGGCCACUGCUAAAAAUCUCAUUAUUACUACUCCUAGAACUUCGUGUAUUUACUUUUUACCUAAAAACCACAAACCUUACAACCCAGGUCGACCCAUCGUUUCUGCCUGCAGUUGUCCUACUGAACUUAUUUCCAGCUAUUUAGACAAAAUUAUGGCACCUAUCGUCAAAACUCUACCGUCUUACAUUAAGGACAGCCAACACGCACUUGAAAUUUUUCGUGACUUCAGUUUCCUCGACCAAAACAAACUUAUUUUCACCAUGGAUAUAACAUCUCUUUACACUGUCAUUCCCAAUGACGAAGGUCUCCGGGCCCUCAAACAUUUUUUCGAUCAACGCACUGUUAGAGAACCUAGCUCUGAAACACUACUCCGUCUGGCCGAACUAGUACUCACACUCAAUUGCUUUUCAUUCGGUGGUAACUACUACAAACAAACUAAUGGCGUGGCCAUGGGUACUAAAAUGGGACCCAGCUACGCCAAUCUUUUUGUAGGUUUUAUCGAACAUCAGUUUUUGAGCCAAUACCACGGCCCAAAACCUCAACUCUACGGCCGCUACAUUGACGAUUGCAUCGGCGCUACCUGCUCUACCAAAGAGGAGCUCACUCAAUUUAUAACCGCCGCCAAUUCCUUUCAUCCGGCUCUUAAAUAUACCGGGGAAAUUUCCGACACUUCUUUGGCUUUUCUAGACAUCAAAAUUUCAAUUGAAGGCAACGGCUUAUGUACUAGUGUUUACUACAAACCUACAGAUUCACAUAGUUACUUGUUGUAUUCAUCCUCACAUCCAUCACAUGUCAAGAACUCCAUACCUUUUUCACAGUUUCUCAGACUUCGUCGCUCAUGUAGUGACGACUCUGAUUUUUCCGAAAAAUCAGAGGCAAUGUGCCAGUUUUUCGAUAAACGCGGCUAUCCUGUUUCUGUCGUUCAAGCGGGCUACCACCGUGCCCAACAAAUCGAUCGACAGGCGGCACUA
Messenger RNA from Pocillopora meandrina, 1524 nucleotides. Lineage: Eukaryota; Metazoa; Cnidaria; Anthozoa; Scleractinia; Pocilloporidae. The record is from the annotation of a GenBank genome assembly.